AUUGUCCAUCUUAGACAUUAAGUCGUCCUCCUUGGAUUGCUUGAUUGCUUUCUUCGCCUGGUCGAGACCUUCAUUUCCCUGCGUGUCCCAAAAAACACUUGGUGCGUGUGAACCACUGUUUGGGUCUUUGUCGCCAAGAAACCCGAUCUUUGUCUUGUCAACUGUCCCCUUGGGGCCAAACUUUCUUUAAUGGAUUAUUCAAAUCCGGUUGGAUUAGUCCGACCUUGGAACUUCUGGAGAGCGGACUUGAAUUUCGUGGGAACUUACUUAGAGUUAUUCAGACAAAUAUGCAAAAUGAACCCAAGGUAACUUGAAGGAGUGAAAGAUGAUGGUGGCCUUAUUCUCUUGGGCUUUGGCUGUCCUUUCUUUGGUGCCCUGCCAAGCCUAUCCUGACUUUGACAAUCAAUAUUGCCUAACACCGUGGAACUCAGUCCAUUUUAGCUAUAGUGCGGCGGCUGGCCCAGAAAAUGAGGUGUACCCCGAAACUUGUUGGAACCGAUGUUUAGCUCAGAAACCGGACCUCCAGGUGAUCGCUUUUACGAAGACCAGAACUGACGAAUUAAUCUGCUUUUGUCCUAACACUCCUGCUGCUGAAUACACACCAGACGAAAUCGAUGACACUUUCUGUGAGAGUUGUACCAGUCCAAAUGGGGGAACUUUCAUUUGCGGCUCAAAAAGAGGACUCCUGGGAGUCUUGAGUCGAGCUCUGCCGAGUCCAAUUUUGAGUGGCUUGGCAAUAACUUUGCUCGAUGACACGGGAAGUCAAGUCCCCAAUGAGAUUGCGACAGACACCUUGGUCAAUUUGGAAGUCACCUUCAACGACGGACCCCUAGUGACUUGUAACUCGGUCAAUGGUUGUCCUCACCCCGUUGAGUUGAAGGUCAACUUCGGCGAUGGAUCCGGAGAUCUGAUUUAUAACUAUGAACUUGGAGAAACGAUCAAUGUGUGGACGCAUAUGUACACUUAUCCAGGGGAAUUUAUGACGGUUGUCAUAGGUUAGUUGAACUCGCCCGAGAUUGAAAAGUUGGGAGUUUUCAGAAGUUAACGCUGUGUU
Tigriopus californicus is the source of this 1054-nucleotide messenger RNA. RefSeq lists its product as uncharacterized. Bases 326 to 1000 code for a protein of 224 amino acids. The record is from RefSeq and is a predicted model, not a curated record. The transcript has 5 exons. Lineage: Eukaryota; Metazoa; Arthropoda; Copepoda; Harpacticoida; Harpacticidae.